Molecule: messenger RNA, 4998 nt
Organism: Danio aesculapii
Lineage: Eukaryota; Metazoa; Chordata; Actinopteri; Cypriniformes; Danionidae
Gene: zc3h11a
Product: zinc finger CCCH-type containing 11A
Exons: 15
Coding region: 1582-4068 (828 amino acids)
Molecular function (GO): metal ion binding
Source: RefSeq, a predicted model, not a curated record
GCAGGCGCCAUUUUGUUCGCCUGUAAAACCGAGAAGAGAGAAGUCCAGUUCUGGAGCGUCUACGUGCAUCAACCCGAACAUACUUAAUUCCACUCGGUAUAAGCUGGUAAUUGUGCUAGAUUUAUUAAAAGUUAUCAAACAUUUUAUUUGUUUAUCAGUUAACCUAUUUUAGUUCAAUGUAGUAGUUGUGUUAAAGUUAGAAUGCUACUCGAAGUUAGCAACAUGCUAUGCUAAGCCAUAGAAUAGCUACUGUGUUGUUUGUCACGUAUCGCUAGAAAGCUCUUAGGUUUAAAGUAUACUUAUUUGAUGUUUACACGUUGUUUGUUUUUGUGUUUUUCAUAUGAAUAUUUGCACAAUAAAACGAGUCAAAUGAAACAUUGACACCACGGCCUAACACGACAAUCUUACAUAACGCGACAAUGUUUCGAUUGGUGGAUUUCGAAGAUUAUAGUAAUGUAAUUAAGCUAUGAAAAAUAUAAUUGUUAAGUUUUAUUACAUCCAAAACGCUUUUGCUUAAGCUUUGAUUUAUGAUCGUGGUGAUAUUUGCUUUUGUUCAUCUGUAAAAAUGUACCUUAAGCCUUUAACGUUACAUUUUACAAAUGCAGAUUUUGUAAACGGUACUUUAACUUUAAAUUCUCGUACACAAAAUCGUCAACAUACUGAUUUUGAUACUAACUUUAAAACGUGAUUAAUGCUGUUUAUCGUGUUUUAACCACGACACCAAGAACAAAAUUGUGUUGAAACACGACAUUGUUGUUACAGGAAUCCAUUGUUGUCUUUACGUUACGUGUUAUGUAAACCCUAACACAUGUUAUGUCUGCCAUGUUUUUCAUGUAAUAAUGCAUAUUAUGUCCCUAUCCUUAUUUAAAUAACCAACUGUUCAGCACAUGGGGAGUGUUUUUGUCUUCUUUUUGAAAUGUAGGUUAUUCGUGAUCUUGUCCUUCAUUCCAGAGGAUUGCUGGAGUUGGAUAAUGAAUUAGCUUUGCUGAAGAUUGCUGUCUUUUUGAAUAAAAAAAAAAAAUCUCCCAAUUGAUUUUUUUUUUCCCUCCUAUUGAGCUUUUUUUUUAAGUUCCUGUUUACCCCAUUUUAAAUUUUCCACCCGGCUUCCAGUGACGUAGAAGAUAUUGUUCCUUUUUUCCCCGUUUCAACAUCUCCAAGAUAUCCAUGUUUUGCCCCUUUUUGGCUUCAUCUAGUUCAAGAAUUUUUUUGAAACUCCCCCAAACCCAAUCACCUCUUAUCAACAAUCUCGGAGAAAGAAAAAAAAAAAUAAAAAGGACAUUUUCCACCAUCUGCCAGUUUUAGCAAAGCAGUCUGAUGGGAACAGGUCACUAAAAGCGAGGCAAAAGUUGCCCCCGCUCCCCUUGUUCGCUCUGUACUCAUCAGUCAAGUAUUCCUUCAGGAUCCACACAGUGCGGAGCAACCCUACAAGAAGCGCUUGAGAUUGUGCCGGGGAACAUCUCAGCCACUGCAGGAGCAUGAAUAGACUUCUCACGCUCUAAAUAGGGAGAUUGCAAGUGCUGCUGCUAGUGUCCAGGACGAGAUCCCGCCUUCUGACCUUGAAGAGUACAAACCUGUUCCAGAAUGACCUUGCAAGGAGAUGAUUGCUACUUUUUCUACUAUUCUACCUGUACGAAGGGUGACAGUUGCCCUUUUCGACACUGUGAGGCUGCCAUGGGUAGUGAAACAGUCUGCAACCUGUGGCAAGAGCAAAGAUGCUUCCGUAACAUCUGCAAGUUUCGACACAUGGAAAUAGAUAAAAACCGAAAGGAAAUUGCCUGCUAUUGGGAGAAUCAGCCGGCUGGCUGCCAGAAACCUCAUUGUGCUUUCCAUCAUGAGAAGCCACGCGUCAUCAAUGGCAACUACUUGGCUCCCGACAAGGGGCAGGUAACGCGAAAUGAAAAGGAAGAGGCCCCGCCUGAGGAGAAGGUGAACCAAGUCCAUGCACCCAGUGCAAACCCCACUAACCCACAGCUCAGAGGAGUCAAGAGAACUGAGACCCAAGAGAAUGUGCCCAGCCCUACUCAUCCGCCGGUGGUCAUUAAUCCUGUGGAUGACGAUGAUGAAGAUGAUCAGUUUUCAGAGGAAGGAGACGAAUCUCUGGGAGGCUCACCCCGGAAACUGGUUUCAAGCAACCAUGAUUCUCUGGACUUUGGUAUCCAGACGUUAGAGGAGAUCAGGCUGAGGAAAGCACUUAUGUCUAACCUGAAGAAAGCUAGGCAGAGCACCGUGCAAGGCUUAGCGCAAAACAGUAGACCUACUGUUGAAAAGGAAAACAUUCAGUCUCUCUCACGUCUGGAAGUUAACAAUGCCAAGAUUGAUUCGUCUGUUAAAGAAGUUGGAAAAAGACGAAUUGCAGACAGGCUUGGCAAAAGAAUUUUGGAAAGAGAUGUCCCUGGGGAAGAAGGCCCACUUUUGAAACGAAGCCUUGCUGAACGUCUCGGUGGAGUUGUUGAAUCCUCGACAGAUGUGCUAACAAAGAAAGCUCAUAAACCAGUGCGCGAAAGACUUGGAUUGACAACUGACAUGAGUAGCGGUGACAGCGAGCCGAAAUCAUCCGGAGACAUUCGUAUAAAAACCCUAGAGGAGAUUCGGCAAGAGAAGGCAGCCAAAAACCUCAGUGAAAGUAAAGUUGUUCGUGUUGUGAAAGAAGUGCCGCAGAAGGAGAUCAGCCCCUCCAGAAAAAGUGUCAAACCUGUUGCCGGACCUCAAGUUAAGACUUUCUCUGAAAUCCUUCAUGAAAAGAAAAGAAAAAUGCAGGAGAAAAAAGAGCAGGAAAUGAACAAAGUUGACAAAAGCCCAGAGAGGAGCGAAGAACCCUCUUCUGCCGGAGCCGCUAACAAGACCUCUGUGACAACUGGGGAGGUUCGAGUAAAAACACUAGAGGAAAUCCGCAAGGAAAAAGCAGCACGUAUGCAAACACAGCUUGGAGAGACCACAGACAACAAGACUCCAACGUCUAGCGAAGCAGAGAUGAGUGGACCUCCAAAGAGGCGCAUUCUACGCAUAAACAAAACCUCACCUGCGGCAGUAACUCAGACAAAGCCAGAUGCAUCUGAGAAGAAUCAAGAACCUGCAACUGAGGCAAAUGGAAAAAUUGAACCAUCCAGCGAGGUUGUCAAAGUGAAGACAUUUGAGGAAAUCAUGCGAGAGAAGAGACUCCGCAAGCUACAGGAAGAGCAGGUCACCUCCAGCAACCAGAAAGAUGUAGGAGCGUCUGCGUCACCGCCUGCCCCUGAACCCUCCGUCCAGCCUCAAACCACAGUCAGACAGAGGAUCACCUUCAAAGCCAAGCCCAGUCCACCUGUCUCUGAUGCCGCCGCGACUGAGAAAAGCUCACCUGAGUGCUCUGAAGACAGCACUCCAUCAACUAACACACCAAAGCCCUCAACCUCACCAGUCAGGCCAGUCCAGAUAGCAGAGGGCACUUUCACACCAGCUGAGACCAAAGUAAAACCCAAAGUGAAUGUGAAGCCAUCAGUAGUGAAACCGGCAGCCCCGUCUGCCCAGAAGAGGAAAGCUGCAAAAGUUCAUUCUGCUGUUGCUGAAGUCAAACCUCUGAACACUGCCUGUCAAACACCUUCCUCGCCGGUGACGCCCAACAAGCACCUUAAGGUGAGAUUGAACUUAACUUUACAGUCAAGUCUUGUGUUUCAGUGUAUUAAAAUAAAUGGAAUACAAAAGAUGUAUAUAUUUUUUUCUUUUGUACUCCUCCAGUUGGCGUCACCCACUUCUAAGAACGUGAUUCAGUCCGACACUCAGCAGGUGCUCUCCAACACAGAGGAAAUUCAGAUGAUGCCUGUCAGCUGUUCUGAGCCCGCAAGCACUACAUCAGUGGAGACUGUUGUGGUCCCACAAAGCCCUGUGAUCAAAACCCCCAGCAUGCAACGCUCUCGGCGGUGCAGCACCACUUCUGGUCGUCCUCCUGUUGUUACCAGUUCAUCAAUGGAUGACUUCGAAGACCUGUUGGAUGAAUUUACCGAUGAUCGACUUGAAGAUGAGUUGGAACUGGAUUCAGGCAAAGGAGAGGACGACCUCCUUUUAGAACUUUCAGAGAUGAUUGACAGUUAAAAACGGGAAGCGUCGUCCCGUCACUUAAAAAAAAACACUGCCACUAUAUACAGCAUUUUAAAUUAAGAUUUCUUUUAUUUCUCAACUCUAGUAGAUUUGUUUUAAUGUUCCUUUUUAGGUUUUUCUUGUCGAUGUAAAUAUAAUUUCCUCAUUGUCAGGUAGUGCUUGAGAAACACCAGUUAUGUUCAAAAUGAGUCCUAUCAGUUUCUUUUAGUUGACAAUGUAAAGCUGUCAAAAGAAGAAGAGAAAGUUCUUGCAGGUAAUACCAAGUCAUUAUCAUCAUCAUCAUCAUCAGACAGCCUCAGGUAUAAUGAUUGUGUUGGAAGUUGCGUUAUAGCACUAUCUCAUCAUGCGUUACAGAGACAGGAAGUUUUCAGUUGUGUACUGUGUAUGCCGAAUAAUAGCUUUUUAUUAGAGAUGGACAGCAAGGACGUGUUUUUUUUGAGUCAUAUGUAUGAUCUGAGUCAUUAAAAGUUCUUUGGCCGUCAAUGUUGUUAUUUUAACAGGUGAUUUCCCUCACCUUUAUGCUUAAUGAUCAGACAGUGGGCUGAAGGUCAUGGGUGCUCUUUCUUUGAGUUGUGCAGAAGAAAUCCUAUCACAGAUUUUAUGCUAUGCUUCAUUCCCUUUGGGGACCUUCUAUACAUUUUCACGAGUGAAAUUAACAUUAUUUUAGCUAUUUUUUUUUUCUUAGACUUCUGAAUGCAACAUGUAGGUGUGAAGCAGCUGUGUUCUCAGGGGAAAAAUACUUAAGCUUUGUUCAUCUUUGCUUGCGUCAGUUUUCUUUUUGUAUUUCCUCAUCUGUGUCUUCUAUGUUUUAAUUCGCUUCUUAUUUACCGACAUCAUGUGAUAACGUCGUUUGUUUUGUCUGCCUUAACCUGAGUUACGCCUCUUCAGAACCAUCUUUGUAAAUAAAAAUGUCUCUAUGAGAAA